CCGGGUCUGCACCGAGCUAGCCAGCGGUUACAUGCUAGAGGUCCUGCGGGAGCGCCAUGCUUGUACAGUGGCCAGGAACAGGAAGAGUCCAUUUGUUUAGUGAUCAAUUCUGAGGUUUCACGUGCAUCUCACGAACACCUCGGCCUUUUCCUGCGGAGUCUUGCUCUUUGCUGCUUAGGAAAUGUCUUCACUUUCAGAAUAUGCCUUGCGCAUGAGCCGUCUGAGUGCCCGAAUCUUCAAUGAGGUUGCCAGCCCGACUGACUCCAAAUCCAUGAAAGUGGUGAAACUUUUCAGUGAGCAGCCCGUGGCUAAGAGGAAGGAGACCUACGACUGGUAUCCAAACCACAACACAUAUUUCGCACUCAUGGGCACACUCCGUUUUCUUGGCCUCUACAGAGAUGAGCAUCAGGAUUUUAAGGAUGAGCAAAGGCGUCUAAAGAAGCUUCGUGGAAAGGGGAAACCAAAGAAAGGAGAAGGAAAAAGAGCAGCGAAAAGGAAAUAGUGUUAGCUGUCAAGACAGAAAAUUUCUUCCUUGAUGACUAAGAAGAAUGCAUCUACUGUCUUUCCACAUAUAAGAGGAAUGUAACGUUCCUCAGUGAGGGUCAUUUGGAACACAGUCAUCCCAUGUGGAAAUCUAAUCCAGCUAAAUUGUGCCUGCUUUCUUGAACACAUUCUAAUACUGCAAAAUUAUUUUGGCCUUGGUUUUGUAAUCUGAGGUUUACCUAAUUCUCUAAUGGGAUGGACACAUAAUUUAUUGUUUAAUGAGUUGUUUGGGGUGGGUAUGGAAUGUUGGGGGAGUGGAGAAGCAACCUCAUUAAAUGAAUGCCCUGCAGUUUCCUCCUUC
This is a messenger RNA of Heterocephalus glaber (naked mole-rat), 844 nucleotides long. It is a transcript of the gene Mrps33, whose product is annotated as mitochondrial ribosomal protein S33. The record is from RefSeq and is a predicted model, not a curated record. NCBI's taxonomy places the organism in Eukaryota, Metazoa, Chordata, Mammalia, Rodentia, Bathyergidae. Gene Ontology annotation, cellular component: mitochondrion.